GAAAAGGUGAAUCCUAUAUUCUCUCCUGUCCACAGUUCGUUAGGCAGGCUUCGUGUGUUCGUUACUUCGUUCUUUUCAGUUCAACGUCAAUUACGAGCGACAAUGCAUGAUAUUCCCCCCAAAAUUUAUCUUCUAUGGCUUCCGGAUCGAAAUGCAACAAGGUAGGGAACACCGGCGGUUCGUCGGAGAACGGCGCCGACUUCAGAGGUGGCAGCGGGAACGCCCCUUUUGAGUACUCCGGCUGGGUGUAUCAUCUCGGGGUUAAUUCAAUUGGUCAUGAGUAUUUCCGCCACCGGUUCCUUAUCAUCCGCGGCAUGUUCGUCCAAAUGUAUAAGCGUGAUCCCCGUGAAUAUCCCCGCGCUAGGCCCGUUAGGAGGGGAGUUAUUGGUAACUCAUUUGUGGUGGAGGGAUUAGGCCAUAGAAGAGUUAAUCACGGGGAUGUAUAUGUUGUGAGAUUUUACAACAGAUCGGAUGAGACAAAAAAGGGAGAAAUUGCUUGUGCUACUGCUGCAGAGGCUGAAAAAUGGAUGGAUGCCUUCGAUCAUGCAAAGAAACAGGUGGAGGUUGGGUUUUCAAGUGGUGAUGCUGCAAUACAUAAGCUCAGCACCGAGAACGAGAUUAACCGAGAAGGACAUCGACCGAAGGUGCGGCGGUAUGCAAAUGGAUUGAAAGAGCUAAUAAAAAGAGGACAAGGGACAGAAAAACUUCUACGGCUAUCAUCAACCUUAUGCGCUGACAGCAUACCAGAGCUAUACUAUGAAGCACAUGGUGGUGAUGCUACUGAAGCCCGUGAAUGGAAAUGUAUCCGCACGAUAAAUGGUGUUCGAAUAUUUGAAGAUAUGACGGAAGUAAAGAGCUGUAAAGUUGUGCUCGUCAAGGCUGUUGGCGUUGUUGAAGCAAGUGCAAACACUAUUUUUGAGAUAGUGCUAAAUCUUGAUCGACAUCAAAGAUACGAGUGGGAUACAUUGACAGGAGACCUGGAGUUGGUUGCUUCCUUGAGUGGACAUCAUGAUGUUGUUUAUGGGACGUUUGAGCCAAGGCACCUGACAUGGUGGCACUCUAAGAGAGAUUUUGUCUUUUCCCGGCAAUGGUGGCAAGGUCAAGAUGGAACUUAUAUAAUCUUGCAGUUUCCAGCUGUUCAUAAGAAUUGGGCUCCAAAAUCUGGAUACCGUCGCACAAAAAUAAACUCUUCCUCAUGGGAGAUUAGGAAUAUAAGCACAUCAUCAAAUUCUGCAAAAUGUCUUGUGACCCUAAUGGUGGAGAUUCGCUCUAAAAACUGGUUCAAGUGGAAGAAGAACGACUUCUCUGAAUUUGAGAAGACUAUUCCAUUUGGACUGCUAAGUCAAGUGGCAGGUCUGAAAGAAUAUAUUGGAGCAAACCCAACACGCCCGUUCAAGUCAUCCGGUGUAAGCUUUAACUCAAAAAAAUCUGAUGCUUAUGCACACAAUAAUGUACUUGAGGGCACAGAAGGGGUGGAUUUGUUUUACGAUGCAAUAGCCUCUGAUUCGUCAUCAUCUGAUGAAGAUAGUGAUGAUGAAGUGGAACCCAUUAAUAAGGAAAAAGUAGUUAAAACAAAGAAGGUUUCAUGGGCAACAGCAAGAUUAGCACUAAAUCGAGCUUCAGCAAAAGAUAUUGGCAAGGAGUUCAGUACAAAUUCAACUUUAUCUCUCAGUCCACGUUAUUUUUAUGGUACUAUGAAGCAAGGGAAAGAUGUGAAUGACCUGAGCUGCUGGAACUCUCCUGGGGGUUUGGGAUUCAUGAUAAGAGGAGAGUCAUACUUAAGAGAUAAUAGAAAGGUCAAGGGUGGAGAUCCACUGUUCAAUCUCAUUGCAGUUGAUUGGUACAAGGUGGAACAUUGUAUCACGAAGGUUGCAUUGCACCCCAAGUGUCUUGUUCAGUCUGAAGCAGGGAAAAAAAUUCCAUUCAUCCUUGUAAUUAACCUUAUGGUUCCAGCCAAACCAAAUUACAGCCUGAUUCUUUAUUUUGCCACUAAUAAGCCCAUCAUAAAGGAUUCAUUGUUGGGUAGAUUCUUUGAUGGUACCGAUAUGUUUCGUGAUUCAAGGUUCAAACUUAUCCCAAGCAUCAUUGAGGGACACUGGAUGGUCAAACGUGCAGUUGGGACUAAGGCUUGCCUGUUGGGCAAAGCAGUAGCAUGCAAAUAUCUUUGCCAGGACAAUUUUCUGGAGAUUGAUGUAGACAUUGGCUCAUCCUCUGUUGCAAGGAGUGUCAUGGGGCUUGUACUUGGAUAUGCAUCUAGCCUUGUUGUUGACCUUGCAAUUCUACUAGAGGCAAAAGAAGAAUCAGAACUUCCGGAGCAAAUUCUUGGAACUGUUAGACUUAAUCGCGUCACAGUUGAUUCUGCUGUUCAGUUGGAGGUUUAAAUAUUCAUUUGCAAAAAUUAUAUCUCCACAUGUAUCAUCCGAGAGAGUGCUACAUAAUGAGACUAUUUUUGUAACUGUAUAUAAAUAGAAAUAGUUUGUACAUAUCAAUAAUUUUGGUUUCUUUAUUGAUGCUGCCAUUGAUGUCAAGAGAAGAAAGCUGACAUUUUGCUGUCCUCAAGAGGGGGAAAUGAGAAUGUGGUGGCACUUGACUUGGGGUUCUCUGUUUUUUCAGAGGCUCAAAAGAUUAGUGCAAUAUGCUAAACGGCCAAUUGUUUUUGCUUCCAACAUUCACUUUUGGUCCCUAAGCCACAUUUCAGUCCUUCAUCAGUCAUUAUGACUCGUUAAUUAGUAAUCAGGCAUCAUUCAAUAAGUAUGUGAUAUAUAUCAGGUGUCUCAUAUUAUAUGCCCGAAGACGCAUUUAAAAACUUUGAUUUUUGUCGUGAACUUGCGAGUUGUAAUGGAGAAUAACUUUUCACAUUUUAGUUGCAAACUGGCCCGAGUUUGGGUGCUUCGUUGCUU
Cuscuta europaea is the source of this 2900-nucleotide messenger RNA. Lineage: Eukaryota; Viridiplantae; Streptophyta; Magnoliopsida; Solanales; Convolvulaceae. The record is from the annotation of a GenBank genome assembly.